Molecule: messenger RNA, 902 nt
Organism: Lontra canadensis (Northern American river otter)
Lineage: Eukaryota; Metazoa; Chordata; Mammalia; Carnivora; Mustelidae
Gene: CMTM3
Product: CKLF like MARVEL transmembrane domain containing 3
Exons: 5
Coding region: 30-590 (186 amino acids)
Cellular component (GO): membrane
Source: RefSeq, a predicted model, not a curated record
GCGCCUCGGUCCCUGCCGCCGCCGCCGCCAUGUGGCCACCAGACCAGGAGCCCGACCCGGACCCGGACCCGGCCUCGGCGCGCGCCGGCCGCUCUCAGCCCGGCGCGGCGAUGCCGGGGCUCCGCGCCCUCCUGCCGGCGCGCGCCUUCCUCUGCUCGCUCAAAGGCCGCCUCCUGCUGGCCGAGUCGGGUCUCUCAUUCAUCACCUUUGUCUGCUAUGUGGCGUCCUCUGCAUCCGCCUUCCUCGCAGCGCCUCUGCUGGAGUUCCUGCUGGCCCUCUACUUCCUCUUUGCGGAUGCGAUGCAGCUGAAUGACAAGUGGCAGGGCUUGUGCUGGCCCAUGAUGGACUUCCUGCGCUGUGUCACAGCCGCUCUCAUCUACUUCGCCAUCUCCAUCACAGCUGUCGCCAAGUACUCGGAUGGGGCUUCCAAAGCAGCUGGGGUGUUUGGCUUCUUUGCCACCAUCGUGUUUGCAAUCGACUUCUACCUGAUCUUUAAUGACGUGGCCAAAUUCCUCAAACAAGGGGACUCCGCAGAAGAGAACACAGCCGAUAAGGCAGAAGAAGAGAAUUCUGACUCUGACUCUGACUGAAGCCCUGCCCCGCCCCAACCACCCGAGCCCCGCAGACCCCUACAGUCGUGCCUUCUGGCCGGGUGCAGUCAAGACACCACAUGCGCUGGGAGAGAGGCGGUGACUUCUCCAGCAGCAGUGGGAGCUGCUGACGGAGCCGGCCUCCUCAUGGCUCCGAGGUGACAUGCCCAAGCCCGGCCUACCCAACAGCACCCCUCGGUUGAGCAGCAUCUAAUAACCACUGCACACACGGGGGCAUCGUGAAUAGUCUGCCAUGCCUCCUCAUUUCUGCCUCACAGACCUUAAGCCUUGUACACUCUCUGCCAAAAAUAA